AUGAAUGAAUGGGCACAUGGGGAGGAACAAGGAGGCGCUGAGCGUUUGCAGCUGCGCGUGUGCUUUCAGAUGGAGCGGCUUCUCGCGAUGCGUGUCCUGGCUUCUCUCCUUCUGCUCCUGGAAUCGUUCGCCGCCACCACCAGAGCCAACGCGACACUUGGCUGCAGCAAGAUGGACCCACCGCCCUACGCGGGGAUCCGCUACAUGGGGCUGAGCUACCGCCAGGUGCAGCUCAUGCGGCUGAUGCCCAUCCGCUACGAGAUCGAGUACGUGUGCAAGGCGGGCCGCGAGAUCCAAGGACCGCACGUUCGCAAGUGCCUGCCCAACGGCACCUGGUCUGACAUGGGCACGGAGACCAAAUGCUUGCGGAUGUGCCCCGAGAUGCCCCCCGACUUCUCGAACGGCCGAGCGGAGAUCGUGGAAGGUAACGCACGGGCGACCGAGGGUACCCACAUCGAGUACUCGUGCGACGAAGGGUAUCGCCUGGUCGGCCCACCGGCCCUCUACUGCACCAAGGCCGGCGUGUGGGACGGCUCGAUUCCCCACUGCGUCGAAGAAGUCAACACAUUCCAGUAUUCCCAGCACACGAAGAUUGUGUCCAAGACUCCGGGAGGCAAAGCAGCCAAGCAGGCGCUAUACAUCGGGGGGCUAUUUCCCAUGAGCGGAAGCUGGCCGGGGGGCCAGGCCUGCAAGCCAGCGGCAAUGAUGGCACUGGACGACGUGAACGGCAAACGUGACCUCCUGCCGGACUACGAGUUGAAGCUCAUCGAGACGGACAGCAUGUGCAUGCCGGGCCACGCGACCAAGAUCCUCUACGACCUACUCUACUACGGCCCCAUCAAGAUCGUCCUCAUGCCGGGCUGCAGCAGCGUCUCAACGCUGGUGGCGGAGGCAGCGCGCAUGUGGAACCUCAUAGUGCUGUCGUACGGAUCCAGCUCCCCGGCGCUCUCCAACCGGCAGCGCUUCCCCACGUUCUUCCGCACGCACCCCUCCGCCACGCUGCACAACCCGACGCGCGUGCACCUUUUCAAGACCUGGGGCUGGACCCGCAUUGCCACCAUCCAGCAGACGGCCGAGGUCUUCACCUCGACCCUGGCAGACCUGGAGGAGAGAGUCAAAGAGGCUGGUAUCGAGAUCAACGUUCGCCAGAGCUUUCUGUCUGAUCCGUCCGUCGCUGUCAAAAAUUUGAAGCGUCAAGACGCCAGAAUCAUCGUCGGCCUCUUUUACGAGGAUGAGGCUCGCCGGGUGUUCUGCGAGGUCUACAAAGAGAAGCUCUUCGGGAAGAAGCACGUGUGGUUUCUGAUCGGCUGGUACGCCGACAACUGGUUCCUGAAGUCGGACCACGCCGUGAACUGCACGGCGGAGCAGAUGGCCGAGGCGGUGGAGGGCCACGUCACCACCGAGAUAGUGAUGCUCAACCCCGAGAACACCAGGGGCAUCUCCAACAUGACGUCGAAUGAGUUCAUCGAGCGGCUGAAGGAGCGUCUGCCCAAGAGGCACAACGAGACGGGCGGGAUCCAGGAGGCGCCGCUGGCGUACGACGCCAUCUGGGCGCUCGCCUUGGCGCUGAAUCGCACGGUGCGUGAGCUGGCGAAGACCGGGCUGAUGCUCGCGGACUUUAACUACACCAACAAAGCCAUCACGGAUGAAUUCUACAAGGCCCUCAACUCGUCCUCCUUCAGCGGCGUUUCAGGUCAAGUCGUGUUCGAUGCAAGUGGGUCCCGCAUGGCGUGGACACUGAUAGAGCAACUGCAAGAUGGGAAGUAUGUGAAGAUUGGCUACUAUGAUAGUUCAAGUAACAAUAUCAGCUGGUUCAACGCAGAAAAGUGGAUCGGUGGAUCACCACCUCCCGACCGCACCAAAGUGGUGGAGCAGUUUCGCUAUCUCUCCCAGGGUCUCUACAUCUCGGUCUGUGUCCUGGCCACCGUCGGCAUCAUCCUGGGCCUUCUCUGCCUCAGCUUUAAUGUUUACAAUCGCCAAAUCAGGUAUGUGCAGAACUCGAAGCCGGGUCUCAACAACAUGACGGUCGUGGGCUGUGUCCUGGCCCUCUCAGCAGUCUUCCCUCUGGGUCUGGACGGCCUCCACAUUUCGAUGGCCACUUUCCCCUUUGUGUGCCAGUUACGGGUCUGGCUCAUCAGUAUGGGAUUCAGCUUAGCGUACAGCAGCAUGUUCACCAAGAUAUGGUGGGUGCACACCGCAUCCAUAAAGAAAUCCGAAACCAAAGAAAAAACCAAGAUCUCUCAGGAGUUUGAGGACUGGAAGCUCUAUGCCAUGGCCGGAGGCUUCCUCUUAACGGACGCGAUCUUCAUCCUUAUCUGGCAAGUCGUUCAUCCUCUCCAUCGCACUAUAGAGGAUUUCAUUCAAGAAAAGCGAGAGGGCGAAGAGGAUGUAUACAUCUGGUCCAGGUUGGAGCACUGCAGCUCGUUCAAGAUCAUGACGUGGCUCGGUGUCUUCUACGGCUACAAAGGCGUGCUGCUGUUGCUCGGAAUAUUCCUGGCGUACGAGACGAAGAGCAUGUACGCGGAGAAAAUCAACGACCACCGUGCCGUGGGCAUGGCCAUUUACAACGUGGCGAUUCUCUGCAUGAUCACUGCUCCAGUGACGAUGAUCCUCACGAGCCAGCAGGAUGCCUCCUUUGUGUUCACCUCCCUGGCCAUCAUCUUCUCAUCCUUCAUAACCCUGGCUGUCCUCUUCCUGCCCAAGAUGCGGAGGAUUUUGCUGCGGAACGAGCACCCAGCAGAGACCUCGGAGCCGUCCAACGUUCCAUCCACCACUCCUGCAGUCGACGUGAAGGCACAGCAGCUGGAGGAAGAGAAUAAGGAACUGCAGAAGCUCAUAACAGAGAAGGAAGAGCGAGUUCGCGAGCUGCGCAGGCAGAUCAUCGAGCAGAAGCAGCUGAGGGAGCGCAAGCGAGCGUCUGCGAUCCGCAGCGGCGGCGCACACCUUGACAGCAGCUCCUCGAAUGGAAUACUGCACUGAGGAGAAGCGAGGGAGGAAUAUGGCUCGUGGGACAACAAACCACCCCCUCGUCUGUCACUUUGUUCGGCCGUUGUCGGUGUUGGUCAGUUUUUACAACCCCCUGAUGCCCUCCCCCAGUGGUAAACCCGCGGUUGUGUGCAGUCGCUGUGCUACGGUGUCAUAAUUGGUUUGCGGCUUACAUCGAACUCCUUUUUAUUCUGAUCAUUGUCGGAUACUCUACCUGUUAUUGAAAGCACACUUACUGCUGUGAUUGUAUUAUUGAUUAUCUGAACACUGGAUUAAUUUGUUUGAGCUCAGCUCUGGAAGAAAUCUGUUUUUACAAAACUGUGUUUCAUACAUUUGCUUCAGAUGUAAUUGAUUAUAAUCUGCUCACUUUAAUACCUGACGUUUACCGGCACAUUUCAGAAAUUGCACCAAAAGAGCCUUUGCAUUUUACUAUUGUAUAAUUUAAUCUGUAUGUGUAUUUAAGUUGGUUACCUCAAUCUGGCUCAAUUUUAAGGAACCAUGUAAUUAUGUAAUUACAAGGCCCUCUUGUCGUUUUGCCCUCUGAAAUAUAGUUUUUUUUAAAACAUGUAUUCAGGUUUCUAUAACACUGCAUGUAAAGGUUACUACUAAAAAGUGAGUUACGGUUCUUUUACACUGUCGUUUUUUUUCUUCCACAUCGUUUUAAAGGGAGAGGUUUUCAUCACUGCACGAUAAACACGUUGGCCUGUUGGUAAUUCUGAGAGGAACUAAACAACCAUCGUGAUAUUGCCGGCUACAUUGCGGUUUCUGAAUGUAAGCAAACGACCCGGGGGAGUGAGUGGCGAAAUCAUUUAGUUUGUCUCGGUUUGGCCGUUGUGAAGCAGAGGAACUUUUUUUUUAUUCAAUUCUGGGUGAGAUAAGCAGUCCAUUGCCAACAAGCUUGCGAAUGGAGCUGUGGAGAUAGGGAAACCCAUAUAUUCAUGUAAUAAUGUGGGGUUUAAUUGUGUUGGUUAUCUUCUCACGUCGUUUUGGCACAUGCGGUGGAUUAUCAUUAUACCAGUAUAAUUACUAAUCAGUACUGCGGUAUGUAAAACAUUUACAAAAUGUUCACGAGAAUUUGCACGAUUCUUUCCGACAUUUAGUAAGGCUGCUUACUUGUCAUCAAUAAUAAGUUGUACUUCAAAUGUUAUUGCAUCUCGAAAUACAACUUUGUAAAAACGGUUUUUAUUGAUAAUUGUGAAGAGAUGAAAGCAGUGUUAACUUUCAGUUUUAAAAUAGCAUUGUCUAAGAAGUGCCAAGUCCAGUCGAGGAAUACUGUACCAUAUAUUCUUAUGUUACAAUAAAACAAUAUACUAUACUGUAUGUACAAUUUAUCUCUGUGAAAUACAUGUUUACAAGACUCGGACAGCACGCUCAUGAACCUAAAAGUGUUCUUGGUCUUAAACACCUU
Lethenteron reissneri (Far Eastern brook lamprey) is the source of this 4393-nucleotide messenger RNA. Its product is annotated as gamma-aminobutyric acid type B receptor subunit 1-like. Gene Ontology annotation, cellular component: membrane; G protein-coupled receptor heterodimeric complex. Gene Ontology annotation, molecular function: G protein-coupled GABA receptor activity. Gene Ontology annotation, biological process: gamma-aminobutyric acid signaling pathway; G protein-coupled receptor signaling pathway. The record is from RefSeq and is a predicted model, not a curated record. Lineage: Eukaryota; Metazoa; Chordata; Hyperoartia; Petromyzontiformes; Petromyzontidae.